AGGGUGGGUGGGCGCUAGCUGCAGGCUGCGUUGCAAGAGAGCGGGCAGGUGUGUCUUGCUGUCUCGUGCGUCCUGGGCGCGCAUCCCCUUUGCUAUUUUUUUUUUUUUUUGCAAAGCCUGCGAGUCAAGCAGGCUGUCGUUUCCUCCGGCUCCAUGUUGCCCACCGAGGUCGAGGACUUGCUGGGCUCGGACGGCACGGAGUUUUGGACCAGCCCUGCCUUGUACGACGAAGUCAACGGGAACACGGAACUGAACGAUAACACGGAUUUCAUUUCGCAGGAGCUGGAGGAGGUGCUUUGCUCUGAGCGGGUUGGUAGGAUCACCAAGACAUACCAGGACAUAGACGCAGUCACCAACCUACUAGAAGAGAAAGAGCAUGACUUGGAAUUAGCAGCCCGCAUCGGGCAGUCGUUGCUGAAGCAGAACCGGAGUCUGUCAGAACGCAAUGAACUCCUGGAAGAACAACUUGAAUUAGCCAAGGAAGAGAUAGCUCAACUGCGCCAUGAAAUUUCCAUGCGGGAUGACCUUCUCCAUUUCUACACCAACAGCACGGAGGAGAGCGAGCCGACCACCACCACCUCCACCCCGUUGCGAAGGAAUGAAUCUGCCCUCUGCCUGCAGCAGUGUUUCCAAUUCGACACCUUGCAGCAGAAGCUGAAAGGUCUGGAAGAGGAGAACCAGAAACUGCGCACGGAGGUCACCACUAUCUCCUCAGAAACAUGUCAGUAUGAAGAACAGGAGCAGAAGUUGAUGAUUGAUUGUGUGGAGCAAUUUUCUGAAGCCAGCCGGGAGGUUGGGCUGCUCUCGGAAGAGCUUGCCCGCAAGACAGAGGAUACAGCUCGUCAGCAGGAGGAAAUCAGCCAGCUGUUGGCACAAGUUGUGGAUCUGCAGCACAAAUGCCGCACGUAUGGCUCAGAAGUGGAAGAACUGCAGCAACACCUCACUGCCACCAAGGAGUCGCAGCAGCAGCUACGGACAGAGCUCCAGGACCUGCAGGAGAAAUACGCUGAGUGUGGAGCAAUGUUGCAUGAAGCCCAGGAGGAGAUCAAGACGCUCCGAAGCCGGAGCCUUCCGAACAGCACCAUCAAUCGCCACAGCUCUCCCACCUUCCUGCCCCUGGAUUCCCUGGCUGCGGAGAUCAAAGGGACAAUGAGAAAAGGGACCGAGAGCUCUGGUUCUUCAGAGUACAGGAGCUUCCGGAGGGUCUUUGAGACUGUGAAGGCCGUGAAACAGGCAGCAAAAUCUAGAUCGCGGGCAGAGUCACCUCUGAGUUUUCCUGGGGGAUCUUCCAAGCCUUCAUCAGUGGGUUGCAGCCGCUUGAGCACCCCCCGCACCAGCUACUAUGGUUCGGACAGCCCAGUUUCAGGAGGGAUGGAGGGGCAGGCUAGUCAAGCUCCUGGAGGCCCUCAUGCAGCCCGUCAGGAGGAGCUUGGGACUUCCUCCGGCACCCCCGGCCAGCAUGACCUGGAAGCUGCCGUCCGUUGCUUGUCUGCCCUCCAGGAAAGCCACAGCACGGAGCGUUCGUUCUUUGAGGUGGAGCGUGAGAGCAAGCUCAAACGCUUGGCCCGGGACCUAGAGGACUCCAGCGGCUUCCUCACCCCCAAUGAGAGUGUGGCUUCCACCGGCACCAACUAUUCGGGUAGUUCUGGAGGCUCUGGUUUCUCCCUGGGCUCUUUCUCAUACUUCCCUGACAAACUUCAGAUCAUCAAGCCUCUAGAAGGCUCCAUGACCCUCCACCACUGGCAGCAACUCGCUCAGCCCAAUCUGGCUGGCGUUCUGGACCCUCGGCCUGGCGUGCUUACCAAAGACUUCCGGCAGCUUGAUGUAGACCUGGAAGAGAUCUACAACCUUAAUGACUUGGAGGAAGAUGAUGUGGACGUGAGCGCCUUUCCUGCCCUCGCUACCUCAACUCCUACCAAAGCCAAGGAGAGACCCAGCGUCUUCCACUCCGUUAACAAUUUGCCCCAGACCCCGCCAACUUUCACCAUCACCACCUGUUGCAUCUUGCAUCCUAGCAACGAGGUCACCAUGGUGACACCCAGUCUUCAUAAUACAGUUAUGUCCUCUCGUGAGCCCCAUGCGGGGCUGAGCCCCCCUCCCCAGCUCCCCCUGCAGGAAGAGCCCAUCCGCAAUCUGCCACAGGAUUCUUCUCUUGGACUGGCAACUCUGCUGGCAGAGCGAGGCAUUUCAGCGCAGAGCACAGCCAUGUCAGUGGUGGCCCCGUCUGGCUUUGCAGAAGCCCCCAGCUCCUUGUGUUGGCUGUCUCCUUCCUGGGCUUCGCUGCGGCACUGCCGCUGGGAUGGUCUAGCCAAAUGGGGUUUGCGAUCGAGUUUGCUGCUGCAGAGGGAAGCCAAGAAGAGACGAAACAGUGUCUUCAGUAUGAAUCUGGUGGAGAAACUGCAGCGGCUGGGGCUGGACAAGGUGGUGGCCAGAGGGGAAGCCGUGUAUACAACCUCACACCUUCAGGGGGCUCUACCAGUGGGAGAGAUGCCAGCUGCAGCCCUGCAGUGAGAUCUUCCACGAGGAAGGGGCAGCAGCCAGCAGGAAGGGGAUAUGCUUGAGCCAUCUCUGAAGCUGCUGGAUGGUUUGUGGUUGGCAUCUUGGGCAAGCGUUUGGGGGAGACCUCGGUGGGAGAAAUGAGCUCAACAUCCCCUCUCUAUGCCCCCCCCUCCUGUAGAUCAGGAAGGCUGGGGACUCUUUCUUCACUUGGAUGUUCAGCAUGUUUACUCUACUGAUAAACUGCACGGAUUCCUUCCCCUGUUCCCCGUAGAACCUGGAGACUGUUGCUCUGUGGGGGCGAGAAGAUCCAAAUUGCCCUCAAAGAAUGACAAUUCCCAACUUUGCCAAGAGAAGUUUGGGAAGGAGGAGCCAUUGAAAACUGCUUGUAAACUGUGUAGCAUGUAGAGGUCUCUCCCAGUUUCUGACUUUGUGUGAUCCUCUUCCCCCUCUCCUGUGUAUCCACACAGGACACAAAUCCAUUAGAGCAGGGUGCCGUGGAGUUCCGAAGGAGAAAGAAGGGCUCGCUUUGGCAGCAUCUUGGUGCAGCUUCUAGAGCAGUUGUUGGAUUCUGGGGUAUUGGAAUCCUUUCCGAAAGAGAUGGGUGGGUUGAUGACCAAGGAGCGCUGACUUUAUUUAAGGCCAUGCAAGCUGAUGUUCUCCCCCUCGCCGUAUGAACCGCCCCCUUUGCUUAGUCCCCGAAGGCAACGUAGGCAGCUUGUUUCUCAGAAGUCCCUUUUCGUGGACUGUGGGCCCUCUUGCCAGUCAAGACAACUAGCAGAACAAAGCAGGGCUGCUGGGUGUGUCCAUUUGCUUUUCCGCUGCCCGCUUUGGCAUUCUCAGAUGUCUGCGCAUGCUGUGUCACCGUAUAACUAUCUCUUGCUCAGGUGCAAUGAGGUGUUUCUCCUGCGCCCCCCCCCCCCAGUUUUCUUCAAAAAGAUUCAGUCCUGAUUGUCAUGCUGAAAGGGUAAAGAAUGCAGGCCAGGUUCCAGCAGAGCUCUGAAUCCACUCCUGUGUUUUUUCUGAUUUGUCAAGCCUGCUCCCUGUCGCUUUCCUUACGAUGUAGUCCUAAGAAGAGUGUAUGUCCUCCUCAGUCCUUUAGAGUAAUUCUGGUUAGGAGUGCACUGUGAGUUGUCCAGAAUUGGUUGCACCCUGAGAUUUCUCGUUCAUCCUCCAUCUUCCUAGUACACUGAUGAAAACAUUGGCUGCCCUUUGUGUCCUCUGAAUCUCUGAUAAUGCUGGUAAUGAGAUUAGAUUUUGACUCCCUCUUCUCCUAUCACCUUUGGUACUCUUAUAUUUGGGAUAACAUGUUGAUUUGUCUGGCUGGUUUUUUUUUAAAAAAGGGAUUCCUGCAUCUUCCCAUUUACCUCUGUUAAUUUAACGCACACACUUUCCCAACAAGGACCUCUCAUGCGCCUGUGCAUCUUUUGCACAAUAGCUGUUUGCAUACCUGUUCCCUGAUCCAAAGUUCCCUCUCCCCCAGGCUGCAUGAUCAACUCACCUGUGAUGACACAUCUGUAUUACCUGUUGUUCUGCUGUGUCUCUCCUGGUGAAAUAAACACUGUUGUUGUUGUUGUUGUGGUCCUAA
Sphaerodactylus townsendi is the source of this 4084-nucleotide messenger RNA. RefSeq names its product trafficking kinesin-binding protein 1-like. NCBI's taxonomy places the organism in Eukaryota, Metazoa, Chordata, Lepidosauria, Squamata, Sphaerodactylidae. Gene Ontology annotation, cellular component: dendrite. Gene Ontology annotation, molecular function: signaling receptor binding. The coding region runs from base 154 to 2511 and encodes 785 amino acids. The transcript is spliced from 15 exons. The record is from RefSeq and is a predicted model, not a curated record. Gene Ontology annotation, biological process: anterograde axonal transport of mitochondrion; neurogenesis; neurotrophin TRK receptor signaling pathway.